CCAGGAAGUUAUGCCUCUGAAAAUUACAAGGAGCGCUAGAACAUGAUCGCUGUUACUGGUGCAGAGAGAGGUGAUCGCAUUUAGACUGAUCUGUACAUAUUCAUGGUCAUCAGCGAAUGGGACGUGAUCUCAGCAUUCGCUUUUAGACGUGCAAAAAGAAGGGAACUUCUUGCAGCCUCGACAAGAGACAAUAUCAAGAUGAUAAAGAAAGCUACCCGCAUCAUAAUAUUUCUGGGUGUGUUGGUAAUGCUCCAGGAAAUUGACAGUUCCCAUUCUUCCGCCAUAUCAAGAGUAAAAAAACGGGAAAUUGCAAGCGACGAAGAAUAUGAGUGCGGUGAUGAUGAUAUGAUACAAGAAGAAGAAAACAGCCAGGACAUCGAUGAAAAUGGCGGAGGCUCAAGCCCUGGUGGGGAAGAGCGCCUUGGAUUGGCGCCACAGAAGCCCAAGACACAACAAAGCUCUAGGCGCGGUGUUGUAAGAUUCCUCUCAAAGAUUUUCCGUCGCGUGCCAAAGACCGCUCAAGUUCUCAACAUUCUCACGUCCGGCGCCUCAAUGUUCCAAGCAGCUUUCCAUGCGAUAGGAAAAUGCUGCCACACGAGUGCUUGCGAUUACAGGAAAGAUUUUGUCGAGCUCAAAGCAGAGGUAGAGGCACUUAUGACGGAGACAGACGCCAUGAGUCUGAGACUACAAAAGCAAGAAAAUUGGGUUUGCCGUAGCCUUACAGCCUUUCUGCAAUCGAUGAAAACCAUCGAAGAUAUUGGAAACUCUCAACUGGAAUAUUUAAAAACCUUGUCACCAACAGUCCGUGAUCUGCUUAUCGAGGCAGGGGACAAAGCGAAGAGAUAUAUUGAUAGAAUGAAGAAAACGGGAGAAAAUGUUGAAUACAUGAAGGUCGCCCAAUACUACAGUUCGGCUCUAGAUACAGCCAUGAAUAUAGGGGUGCCGAUGAUCGCAACCUUGUCGCCGGCUACCGGGGUACUGAUCAAUUACGCCAAGAGAAAAAUUACAGCCGUGGAAGUUAGCAAGCUGUCUAGAAGAAACGCGAUACGCUGGAAGAACCCUACUACUCAAGCAAGCAGCCCUCAAGCUCAACAGCUUAUCAAGAAAAAUAUGAACAUCGGCUCAAUUCGAACUCAGCUACGUCAAGCCAAAACUUUGAAAACUACUCUGACGCAGAAGGUUAAAAGGUUUGCACAGCUUGCCGGUAAAGGUUUCCAGGCGGCAUUCGAUUUAGCCAGUACAGGUUUCAACAUUUACACGAUGAUCAAAGCAGAGCAGUAUUGUAAAGACAUAGAAACCGCAGCGAAGCAAUCACGUGACAAGCUGAGGGAGACCAAGGCGAUCUUUGAAGAGGGUCGUAAGAACCUGACUUCAGUACAAGCUGCUAUCACACAGGCAUACGGAGAACUGUAUUCAAACAUGACUGAUGACUUGACCAUCAGCAAUCUGGAGGAAAUCCAUAAGAUGCUGAUCGAUGUAUCUUCCAAAUCAGAUGAUCACACAGAUUUAGUAGAGAUCGCUGGGAAUCUACAAGUCUAUGUGAAUGGAGUCCAUGAAGUCAGCGGGGAAGAGGCAACAUUCAAUUUGAUCCAAAACAAUCUCUUGGUACCCCUGAAGAAAGUCCCGUUCUCGAUGAACUGUUACAAGAAAAAGAACAAUGCAAUGAACGCAGUAUUGGACGGAUGCAAAUCUGGGCUAGAUAAGACGCUCGACAAGCUACUUGAGGAAAAUUUCGAUACAAGUAACGAUGAAGACAAUACAUGCCAUGAGAAAAUCGGCGAAUACAUCAAUAAGGAUGUGGUCAAGCAAGUUUGGACCGGAAUGGCCAAGAACAAAAACUUUAAUGAAGUCUGUAUCUUGAAUAGCGACCCUUUUAUUGCCCUUAUUUGCGGCCAGAAGAGUGACGGCUAUAACGCUAAGGCCAUCGCUAGAGGAAAGGCUCCUGUGGAUGCCGUUCAGAGGAUCAUGGACAAAUGUUCAGCGCCAAAGGAUAUACACCCAAAUGACGUUGAAACUAUUUGCGGAAUGAAGCGCAUUCGCGUGUCACUUCAAGACGUGAAAAAUUUAUUAAAGCACAAGAAUUUUCCAGAGAGUGCUUUGAGGGAGGCCUACAAUAACUGUUAAUCUUAGAGUCUCUACCAGCUGCCAUUUUGUUACAUUAUUUGCGAAAGAUAUAAUUUUCAUCCAUUGAAUUUGGGUUGAAAUAUAAAAUCUUUGUUUGAAGUUUCUAAAAUGAUAACAAACGGUGUGGCUUGUAUUGUAAGGGCUUCUUAAGAUAACCAGGAAAUGACAAAAUUCAACAGGAACACGUAUUUACUCAGAAUGGAAAAGAAAGAAUAAAUAUAAAAUAAAAACUAUACAUGUUAAAUAAAAUAACUAGCUUUCAGAAAAUUCUAUAAAAUAGAAUGUAAAACUCUCUUUGAAAAACCAGGGAUGUUUCUUUUAGAAAAUAAAACCCUUGGGUUUCCAAGAAUGAUGUUAAACGAGAAAUGAAGAAAGGUUUGCAGCAUGAAAA
This is a messenger RNA of Nematostella vectensis (starlet sea anemone), 2515 nucleotides long. RefSeq lists its product as uncharacterized. NCBI's taxonomy places the organism in Eukaryota, Metazoa, Cnidaria, Anthozoa, Actiniaria, Edwardsiidae. The coding region runs from base 103 to 2124 and encodes 673 amino acids. The transcript has 14 exons. The record is from RefSeq and is a predicted model, not a curated record.